GUUAAAAAAAAAACUCAGAGUGGGGAAAAAUAGUUUUGACCGGUCAUACAACUCGGAAUUCGGGCCUSUUUCUUGAACUCCGGCUUUCCGACCUGAAGAUCACCUACGUCAUGAUUUGACCUCGUAUUUUUUUUAGUUCCGAGCUGCCUUGAAAGCACCCCAGUCAGUACUUUGACAGUGCGACAGUUUGUCCUCCGAGAACAGACUUUUCGCUGUUGCCUUGUUAGGUGCCAAAAAAACAAGAUGCUCUCUUACAUCAUUGGGCUCAUUCGGAGCAGUAUCGACAACAUCAUCAACCUCAUCCUGAGCCUCUUCCUCUCAAAGAAGAAACCUGCCAUCACCCUAGAGGACCCCAACAUCAAAUAUGCAUUAAAGCUGAUAGAUAAAGAGAUCAUCAGUCAUGACACAAGGAAAUUCCGUUUUGCCCUGCGGGAGAAGGAUCAUGUCCUUGGGCUACCCAUUGGGCAACACAUAUACCUGUCUGCAAAGCCGGAUGGAGUCCUGGUGGUCAGACCGUACACACCUGUGUCUAGUGAUGACGACGUAGGCUUCGUAGACCUGGUAGUCAAGAUUUACUACAAGAACGUUAAUCCAAAGUUUCCUGAAGGUGGGAAGAUGAGUCAGUACUUGGAGAGCCUCCGGAUUGGUGACACUAUUGAUUUCAGAGGGCCCAGCGGCCUGCUGGUCUACCAAGGAAACGGGGCUUUUGCCAUCAAGGCAGAAAAAAAGUCAGAGCCUGUGAUCAAAACUUCCAAGAAAGUGGGCAUGAUCGCAGGAGGGACCGGAAUCACUCCCAUGCUGCAGAUCAUCACAGCUAUAAUGAAGGAUCCCCAGGACCAGACUGUGUGUCACCUGCUCUUCGCCAACCAGACUGAGAAAGACAUCUUGCUUCGACCGGAGUUGGAGGAGAUCGCAGCUAAUCACCCAACCCGAUUCAAGCUAUGGUUCACCCUGGACAGGGCGCCUGAGAAGUGGGCGUACAGCCACGGCUUCAUCAGUGAAGACAUGGUGAGAGACCACCUUCCACCCCCUGGAGAUGACACUCUCAUCCUCCUGUGUGGACCGCCUCCCAUGAUCCAGUUUGCCUGUAACCCCAACCUAGACAAAGUGGGCCACGCCAGCAGCCGGAGGUUCACCUUUUAGAAGCCACCCCGGGGGAGGGGUUAAAAAGGGGUUCCCCAGGGCUCAAUCAGCCACACCCAACAUUUAUAAAACACGCUUGAUCAGCUAUUGAAAUCAUUUCGCUCAUCCUUCAGCAGAAUUAGUGUGGACCAUUUUCUGUAAUUUGGUGUGCCUCAAUUUCCAAAACAGAAUCCUGAAAUGAGUGGUGUCCAAAGCAUUUUCUGUUGAUCAGUGAUUUCUGAUUAACAGGUUUAUCAUUCUGAAUUGAAUCACUGGUAGUUGGGGGAGGAGUAGAAAACAUAUUUGUUAUUUGAACGUUCCUCCUGUCAAACUAAUUGUGACAACAGAUACUUGUAUACUGAACAAAAUAUAAACGCAACAUGCAACAAUUUCAAACAUUUUACUGAAUUACAGUUCAUAGGAGGAAAUCAGUUAAUUUAAAUUAAUUAGGCCCUAAUCUAUGGAUUUCACAUGACUGGGCACGGGUGCAAGCACGAGUGGGCCUGGGACGGCAAUCAGUGAGUUUUUCCCCAAGAAAGGGCUUUGUUAAAGACAUACUCAUGGCCUUUUAUUGUCCCAAGCACAAGGUGCACCUAUGUAAUGUUCAUGCUCUUUAAUCAGCUUCUUGAUAUGCCACACCUGUUAGGUGUAUGGAUUAUCUUGGAAAGGAGAAAUGCUCACUAACAGGGAUGUAAGCAAAUUUGUACAGAAAAUGAAAAUCAGCCUUUUGUGCGACUGGACAUUUUUCUGGGAUCUUUUAUUUCAGCUCAUGAAACCAACACUUUACAUAUUGCGUUUUAUAUUUUUUUGUUCAGUAUAGUUGUAACUUGACUUGAGUGCCUUCGCAAUUGCCAUCUUUGGUAAAGUAAUUCUUGUUUUUGUAUGCACAGCUGAAGACAUGACCAUAAUACUGCUCGCUUUGCUUCCWCUGCAAAUUAUUCCAUAAAGUGUUAUGUAUAACUUUGCACAUUGAUGUACUUAUUCCAUAUUGUUGCAGAAAGAUUCUCAUUGUGUGACUACUAAAAGGGGGGGAUAUCUUGAAGCUGUUACUGAAGUCUUUCCAUGUGCUUAAAUGUGUCAUUUGCUUACAUGUCCUUACAGCACUUGAAUUACGGUUUCAUUAUGCAACAUGUUUGUUAUACAUUGAGACCAAUAAAAUACAAAUGCAAUAA
This is a messenger RNA of Salvelinus sp. IW2-2015, 2294 nucleotides long. Its product is annotated as NADH-cytochrome b5 reductase 3. Gene Ontology annotation, molecular function: oxidoreductase activity. NCBI's taxonomy places the organism in Eukaryota, Metazoa, Chordata, Actinopteri, Salmoniformes, Salmonidae. The record is from RefSeq and is a predicted model, not a curated record.